Messenger RNA from Fulvia fulva, 816 nucleotides. RefSeq lists its product as uncharacterized. The transcript has a single exon. The coding region runs from base 1 to 816 and encodes 271 amino acids. Lineage: Eukaryota; Fungi; Ascomycota; Dothideomycetes; Mycosphaerellales; Mycosphaerellaceae. The record is from RefSeq and is a predicted model, not a curated record.
AUGAAUAAAUGCGAGAACAGGUGCGAUUACUGCCCGGGUAAAAAGGACUCCGCGGGAGGUCUCUACGCAAAUGCCAAGCAGCUUCGGAGCCACGUCAUGAACGUGCAUAUCCAGAAAGACAUCGACUAUGGGCACAUCACGCUCACCAACGCAUUCGCAAGCUCGAAAAAGAAAAAGGCAAGCACCGUCCCGAAGGACCUCGAGGACUCAGACAGCCCUGGUCAACCCGCAGCGCGCAAGAAAAGUACUGGGGCGCUCAUGCCCUUCAACGCAGCAGAAUCGGUACUGAACAAUACUCAUCGCGCAUUACGUCUUCACGAAAACGAUCGAGAAAACUUUCGUAACCUCGUACAUGCUCACCUCAAGGAGACGACUGAUCUGGACACUCUCGUCAACCAUCCCAAAGCCAGUCGCAGAGUUCUCCUGACCGAAACUGUGAACGAUUUCCUCGUGACUCGUGCUCCUUGGCUUUGGCGACCACUCAUCGGAAGUCGCAAGCAUCUUUCUCAGAAAGAAGACUUGGUGGUCUGGGGCGGCGCGGACGGUGGAGCGCGUAACCGCGUAACGGGUCCGAUUGGUUCUGUGGAUACCAUCAUGGUCCGGCAGCGGCGUCGGCAUUGGACAGACCACAACCCAGGCUUGGAAUUGACCGACCAGAUGAUGAAGGUCGAGUCUGACCUGGGACUGUGGACUCUUGGGUACUUCAUGGCUCUAAUUGACCUUCUAGCAAAUGGUGAGGAGAUCGACGGGGAAGAAGAGGCUUCGGACGAGGACGCGUUGAUGGCGAAGAUCCUGAAGGAGAAGAACGAGGCGUAG